Temnothorax curvispinosus is the source of this 8175-nucleotide messenger RNA. RefSeq names its product voltage-dependent calcium channel type D subunit alpha-1-like. Lineage: Eukaryota; Metazoa; Arthropoda; Insecta; Hymenoptera; Formicidae. The coding region runs from base 2027 to 5203 and encodes 1058 amino acids. Gene Ontology annotation, cellular component: voltage-gated calcium channel complex; membrane. Gene Ontology annotation, molecular function: high voltage-gated calcium channel activity. The transcript has 24 exons. Gene Ontology annotation, biological process: calcium ion import across plasma membrane. The record is from RefSeq and is a predicted model, not a curated record.
GCGUGGAGUGCCGUCGUGUGCCCGUUGUCGCCGUCCACAGCCUGUGCGUCGCGCCCGCGGAAAAAAACAGGGUUCUCCGCUCUUCGGCUCGCGCGCUCCGGAUCGGACGACGUCGCCGUCGUCGACCCCCGGGAUACGCCGGACGGAAGUCGACGUUCGCCGACCGGAAUUUCGGGACUACCCUGGCGCGCGCGCCAGCGAGGGGAAACGUGUACGCGGGGCGAGACCCCAACGCGGUGGAAUGCGCGUAUAUAUAGGAGAAGGGAGCACUGGCCGUACGGGUGCUCGAGCGAGACAGAGAGCGGUGCAGUGACAUCGGGGUUGCUCGCCGUGAGCCGCGAAGGGAGGCGAGGCCGAGGGGGAGAGGCAGCAGCGCGAGAGAGGACAGAAGGGCGAAGAGAGCUCGGGAAUCGCGAAGGGAAGGAAGACUCGGGAAAGGGCGAAGGAGAGAGAUUUUCUCCCCGUCGUCGUCGUCGUCGUCCUCUCGUUGUUGUCACGAGAGCAAAAAGAGCGCGAGGGGGUACUAAAGCAAAAAGGCAGGAAAUCCGGGGAUCGAAUCGUGGACGCCUCUUCGACAUCGUCGUCGAGACAUCGUCGUCGUCGUCGAGCACCUCUUCUUCUUUCUCUCCGGUACCUAUCUCUUCGCGGCCGGAAGUGGUCGAGCGCGCCGGGCGGGAAUUUCGUUGCCGGGAAUUCCCCAUUCGCGCUCCCCGAGACUCCGGUACCACAUCGAGGGUGCGUGCCGCUCCUCUCGGGGAUGCCGUAUAUGUAGAGGAAGCGAGUAACGCGCGCGCACGCACGCACGCGGUAUCGGUCUUUACCUCUGCGCUCUUUCUCUCUCUUUCUUUCUCUCUUUCUCUUUCUCUCUCUUUUCUCUCCCUCUCGUCGGCGCGAGAAAGAGAACCGCGUAUAUAUAAAUAUAAUAGAACGCACCUAGAUAUCUAUUUAUAAGUUUGUACGAAGCAGGAGAGGCCGCGAGAGAACUGAGGGACCGAGAUAGCAGGAGGCGGCGGGAUGGAGAUGGAACAUUGCGAGAAGAGGAACGGAAAGAGAAACUUGUAAAGAUGAAAGGAGAAGAAUAAAGAGAAAGAGGGAAAGAGAGAGGGUCAAGCAGAAGGAGAGAGCGAGCUGAAUAGAAGAAGCGAAAAGGAGUGGUGGCGGAACGUGUGACGGUGGUGCGCCCGCGCUCGGUUUUCCCCACGUCUUCCAUCGUAGUAGUGUACCGGUCGUCGUUCCUGGUGGCGGUGCUGGUGGUGGUGGUGGUGGUGGUCGCGAUUGGUGGUGGUGCUGAUGGUGGUGCUGGUGGUAUUGGUCUUGUAGUACAGUGGGUGCUCUCGCGCUGUGUCCAGGAGGUAGCGAGCGGUCGCGACGUAGCGCCACGAGGGAGGUGUUGUUGGGCGAAGAUACACACGCGCGUCGCGCGCGUGCGGAAAGCCGCGGGAAGGGAGGGAGCGAGAGGCUUCUCAGGCGAAGAGGGUGCGUUGCGCCCUGCGUAAACCUCGCGGAAGCGGUGCCGGGUCGACCGAGAGGCCGGCACGAUCGAGAGGACCGGAGAGGACCGGAGCAGAUUGCAGGGACCGGAAACGGAGACGGAGGGAAAGGGCGAAUCUCUCGUCUCUCGCACGGGUAUAGAGUGAGGCAGUGAGCCGCGCGGCAGCAGGUCUUGCCGAGCAGCGAUCUUGCGGGGCCGCGCGUAAAUACGAGUGCGAGUGAACGCGCGGAUAUGACGAGCGGAUACGCCCGGCGGCUCACGUGAUACGCAACGCAAUCAUCGUGCUCCGCCGCCGAGGAAGAUAUGUGGUCACGGAGGGAGCUUCGUAACAGCCCAGUGCCGUAGCAUGCCGGCGAGCUGCAGCAGCGCGUGGUGGUGCGCCUCUGAGACACCGCGUCGAUCGGCGUCGAUCGCCGCCAUCUGCGUGGCUAGGCACCAACGAUCCCUGGAGCGUCGUCGCCGGAGAAGAAGAAGAGCAACAACGUGUGAUUGUCGUCGUAGCACAGGAAGCACGGAGCUCGACACCAGCGACCGAUGAGCGCGGGGGGGGAUGGGGGCUCGGCGUUGGGCCCGCCUGAUCAGCUGCCAGGGGCCCAGCCGAUUGCCGCGACCCCCUACAUCGCGAUCCCCCCCAACGCCGGCCAGCAGCUUGACGUCGGUGGCGCGAUGGACGCGACGCAGCUGGCGAAUAUGCAGCAGCCGCCGCCGUCGCAGACGGGCCCCGGAGCCGCCGGCGGCGCCGCCUCCAAGUCGGCCCAACAGAAGAGGCCCGUCAGACGGGGGGGUAAGCCGCCCCCCGACAGACCGGUACGGGCGCUCUUCUGCCUGGCCCUCACGAACCCUCUUAGGAAGAUGUGCAUCAGCGUCGUCGAGUGGAAACCCUUCGAAUGGCUCAUCCUUAUGACGAUAUUUGCGAACUGCGUCGCUCUGGCCGUUUACACGCCGUAUCCUUAUGGCGAUUCCAAUCUGACCAACCAAUACUUGGAGAAGAUAGAGUACGUUUUUCUUGUGAUUUUUACGGUGGAGUGCGUGAUGAAGAUCAUAGCUUACGGCUUCGUCGCGCAUCCAGGAGCUUACCUCCGCAACGGCUGGAACUUGCUGGAUUUCACGAUAGUCGUGAUUGGAAUGAUAAGCACGGUGUUGACGAUACUUAUGAAGGAGGGUUUCGACGUCAAGGCCUUAAGGGCGUUUCGUGUUCUGCGUCCUCUCAGGCUGGUUUCCGGCGUUCCAAGUCUUCAAGUGGUCCUAAACUCCAUUUUGAGGGCGAUGGUACCGCUUUUGCACAUUGCUUUAUUAGUUCUCUUCGUCAUCAUCAUUUACGCCAUCAUCGGCCUCGAGCUGUUCUCCGGGAAGAUGCACAAGACGUGCCGCCACAAAAUAACCGGCGAGUUAAUGGACGGUCCGGUACCAUGCGGCCCCGGAGGCUACCAGUGCUCCCGGGUCGGGCCCGACUAUGAAUGCAGCAAGCGGUACUGGGAGGGCCCCAACAACGGCAUCACGAAUUUCGACAACUUCGGACUGGCCAUGCUCACGGUCUUCCAAUGCAUCACCCUCGAGGGCUGGACGGAAGUGCUUUAUAAUAUCGAGGAUGCAAUGGGAAGUUCGUGGCAGUGGAUAUACUUCAUUUCGAUGGUCAUCCUUGGGGCUUUCUUCGUGAUGAAUCUAAUUCUCGGUGUGUUGUCCGGUGAAUUUUCCAAGGAGAGAGAGAAGGCGAAGGCGCGUGGCGACUUUCACAAGCUCAGGGAGAAGCAGCAGAUCGAGGACGAUCUCAGGGGUUACCUCGACUGGAUAACGCAGGCCGAGGACAUCGAGCCGGAGACCGAUGAGCCGAAGCAAGAUGGAAAAACCAAGCAGCAAAAUGAAAUAGAGAGCACGGACCAAUUGGAGGGUGACGAGGAAGGGAUCCAGCAAGAGUCCGUUUGGAAGAAGAAGAAACGGGAUUUAGAAAGAGUGAACAGGCGGAUGCGAAGAGCCUGUAGGAAGGCUGUGAAGUCCCAGGUCUUCUAUUGGCUUAUCAUAGUUCUGGUCUUCUUGAACACCGGUGUUCUCGCCACGGAGCACUACGGUCAACCGGACUGGAUGGAGCACUUUCAAGAAAUCACGAACAUGUUUUUCAUCGUGCUGUUCUCCAUGGAGAUGAUGUUAAAAAUGUACAGUUUAGGUUUUCAGGGUUAUUUCGUCUCGUUGUUUAAUCGUUUCGAUUGCUUCGUCGUAAUCGGCUCGAUCACCGAAAUGAUACUUACGAAUACACGUGUAAUGCCGCCUCUUGGCGUUUCCGUACUUCGUUGCGUCCGGUUGCUCAGGGUAUUCAAAGUAACGAAAUAUUGGAGAUCACUGUCGAAUUUAGUGGCCUCUUUACUAAACUCGAUACAAUCGAUCGCCUCGCUGUUGCUUCUGCUUUUCCUCUUCAUCGUGAUCUUCGCGCUUCUGGGCAUGCAGGUCUUCGGUGGAAAGUUCAAUUUCAGUCACGACGAGGAAAAGAAGCGUCAAAAUUUUGACAGCUUUUGGCAGAGCCUGCUCACCGUAUUUCAGAUAUUAACCGGCGAGGACUGGAACGCUGUGAUGUACGUCGGGAUUCAGGCUUACGGCGGCGUCAGCAGUUUUGGCAUGCUCGCCUGUAUUUAUUUCAUUAUCCUCUUCAUAUGCGGUAACUAUAUUCUCUUGAACGUGUUCUUGGCUAUCGCCGUCGACAAUCUCGCCGAUGCCGAGUCCCUGACUGCCAUCGAAAAGGAGGCCGAAGAGGAGGCGGAGAAAAAUAAAUCUCGCAGCGGCUCACUGGCAAGGGACGAAGUCAGCGGCGAAGCUGGCGAUGACGGUGGCGAAGGGGGAGAGGACGAGGAGGCCGCCGGUACAGAUCUCGAACACGAUCCUAACGAGACAAUGGAGGACUACGAAGCCGCACUCGAUACCGAAACGUCGGAGAAAAGCGACGAUAUGAAUACGCAUAAGGUGCGACUUAACGUCGAGUCCGACGAGGAAAUGGAGGAAGAAGAGGAGGAGGAAGAUGGUGAGCAAGAAAUGCAAGAUGACGGACAGGAAGUGUCGGCUAGACCGCGAAGAAUGUCCGAGUACAACAUGGCCACCAAGAAGGAACCGAUCCCGGCCGGUUCGGCAUUCUUUAUUUUUUCGAGCACUAAUAGGUUUCGCGUGUUCUGCCAUUGGUUCUGCAAUCACAGUUACUUCAGCAACGUGAUACUACUGUGCAUUAUGAUUUCCUCCGCCAUGUUGGCCGCCGAAGACCCACUGAGACAGAAGUCGGACAGAAAUGACAUACUGAACUACUUUGACUAUUUUUUCACUACCGUUUUCACGAUCGAAAUCUGCCUCAAAAUGGUCUCAUACGGCUUCAUCAUCCACGAGGGCGCGUUCUGCCGAUCGGCUUUCAAUCUGCUCGAUCUUCUCGUCGUUUGCGCCUCUCUCAUUUCCAUGACACCCAUGAACACUGGCGCAUUCUCUUUCAUCAAAGUGCUCCGAGUGCUCCGUGUACUGAGGCCGCUGCGUGCCAUCAAUCGCGCCAAGGGAUUAAAGCACGUAGUACAGUGCGUCAUCGUAGCGGUAAAGACUAUCGGAAACAUAGUCCUCGUCACCAGCCUCCUGCAGUUCGUGUUCGCCGUCAUUGGCGUACAGCUCUUUAAGGUAGGAUUAUCGGGCCCCGAUACCGACACGGCCCCGAGAAAAUCUAUCCUCCGAACCUCUUAUAAUAUACACUAGAGUGGCAUAUAAUAUAUUACCAGUCGAUACCCCCACGACAACACCUUAAGAAAAAAAAAACCCUUUUAAAAUCUCAGCCUCAAAUCCACCCCUCUCUUUUUCUCUCUCUUUCUCUCUCUCUCUCUCUCUCUUUUUCUCACUCUCUCUCUUUUUCAAGAUCCGUUUUCAGCAUUUGUUCAUUCGUUUAUCCACACAUUUCUUAAUAUGCCAGAAAUUUAAUUCACCAUCACCAAAUUCAUUACUACUGUUACGACUACUUUAGUAAGCCUUUGCCCGACAUCUCGGCAGCUUCUUCGACGAUUAUUUCUUCCGCCUAAUUGUUGCAAAAAAGCACGCAGUCGAAUCUAAAGAUCGCGAUUGACUUAGAAGUAAUUAAAUCCGAUGGAGAAACGCGACUAGAAAGGAUUUUCCUGUCUUUUUCGAGAAAAUAUAUCGUCAAUCGAGACUGACGAUUUACGUACUCCAGCUUUUGCUUUGUAAUUAGAUCAAAUCUUUUCAUCGUCGAUAAUUAUGUGUUUUCCAUGUCAAGUCUCUGCACCGCUCUCCUUGGAUUUUUGCCGAUUUUUCUCACAGAUUUUCAAACACACGCACGCGCGAGACUUUUGUCACCGUUUUUUGCGCACUCGAUACACACGUGUGAAUACAUAUACUUUGAGUAAGUUUUAUCAAUAACCGUCGCGCGCGCAGAGAGCUUUUUUCGUAGAAAAUCUACUUCGUUAUCGAUAUGGAUUGCUGGUUCGUGUGAAUGAGGAAGAAGUGAUGUUGCGGAAUUAACGAGCGCAUCGUCCAAUUAGGUGAAACGUCUAUGUCUGAAUCUCCGACAUCGACAAACGGCGUCGAUGCGCGCGGCACGUGGAAAAUAAUCGUCGAGGGGCACGAGCACGAGGCGAAUGUUGUUUUUUCUGACAGAUGCACCUCUGGGUAUACCCUUCUCCCCUGUGAAAAACAAGCUGUCUUUUGCGUCUAACUUAUACUCAUAAUUGGGUUUCUUGUCUCGACACUCUCUCCCCGAAACCUCUCACUGGGACCACGUUUGUGUUCUUUGUUCCCACUGUAUAUAAGAUCUUUUAUGUCAAAGCGCCCCAUCUGGCGAAGGCCAGCAUGAUCGUUUGCCUUUAUUAUCCGAUAACAAAUCGAUUUUACAUCGACGUAGCUUACGCCGAACUUGGAUUCUUCAUUUUACCAUUAUAUUAUGUUACUUCUUUAGAUAUAAAUUGUAUAUUUAUAAAGAUUCAAAUCGACGUCCAUUUGAAACUGUGCUAUGCCUUGGAAAAUGUUUUAAGUGUGUGACGUAGGAGAGAGAAAAUCAAUGUUUAUUGAUGGAAAGUGUAUAUCGCGCGUGCAAUGAAAUUUCUCUUCGUAGAUUAUUAUAAUUUUGAAUAAUCAGUUUAAUUUAAUUUUAUUUUGCUAUAUUUUGCUAAGUAUACGUAGCUCGAGACCGGGUUAAGUACGCUUUAGAAAAGCGCGCGAGUGAAUUUUAUUUAUUGUUAGAAUUUAUCCGACAGGCUAUCCAUCGAGUCAACCAGAUUAUUUACAUUCUAAUGCCGCGUUUAUGUUUAAAUAAUAGAAAUAACGCAUCUCUCUCACUCCUUCUCGCUUUCUUUCUCUCGGGUUUGGUGUGAAAACAGUUCUCUCAGUGACAUUUUCCACGUACCGAUGUUUAACUAUGUGAAAUAUCAUUCAUCGUUUUCCUUCACUAUAUAGCAUGGUUUUCUCUUCAUGAUGACGAUCUUAAAUCGCGAUAAAAUUACAUCGUAUAUGCAUGUUGUUUUAAACAUUGAACAAUAUUUUCAGAGACUGCAGUAGAUUAAAAUUGAAUCAUUAAUGGUAUUUGUCGAUAGCUUUAGCGAGGAAAAACCGCUGUUAUUUCAUGAAAAAUAAAAAGGGGAAAGAAAAACAAAUACCGUUUUCGUCAAACUGUUGUCCACAAAAAUGAAAGCAAUUCGAGAAAUAUUGCACUUCGCAGCGAUUUUUUAAACAUACGCGAAUGUACACGAUUUUAUUUAGAGCCAUAAAAGAGAGAUAAUAAUUUUGUUACCGAUAAUACUGAUACACGAUACGAUUUUUCAACACAAAAUUUUCUUUCAUACGUUUCUUUGUCGCUUCGACAUCGAUACAUUUGAUUCGAUAUAUUUCCACUGCUUUCAGAACCGAAUAACGUUCAAUCUAGGCAUGUACCUCGUUUGAAGUAUUUUGACGACCAAAAAUUAUAGCACGUUUUAAAAAGUCAGUUACAUGCGUAAUAAAAAUAAUUGUAGCAACAAUAAAUAGUUCAUAUAUAGUGUGUAAUUGAGAAAUGAGAAAAAACCUAGUAUGUAUGAAGAUACUAGGUCAAGUAAAUUAAAAUUCUUGAAUAAAAUUGAUAAUAAUUUUUUUUAAAUAGAAAAGUUGGUAGCUGUAAUAUUUUUCAAAAAAACUAUAAAUAUCCAAUAAUUAUCAAGUAUAUAUAUUAAUAUUUUUCUAAUAACUAUCAACUGAUUAGCCCUCCGAGAACACACCUAUUUUUUCAUUUAUGUGUAGGGUCAGAUUGACCCAUGAGUGUUCUUUUGAAAAAAACGUAAUUUACAAAAAAAUUUUCAUUUUUUUUAUUUUUAAUAUUUCUGGCUAAAAAUUUUUCUGGCAAAAAAAAAAACAUUGUCAAAUUGACCCUUUGUGUUCUCGGAGGGUUAGUUACAUAUAUUUUGACGGUUUUGCAAUAAUUAUGUUAUCACUGAAAGAUCGCGGUGUUAUUCCAUUGGUUUCAAUUACUUCAUUUGCCGUCUUAUCAUAUAGUAAAUCGUGCCACGCCGAUGUAAUUUAAUAUAUGCAUAUAUAUGAUGGACGAGUGACCGGGGGGAGAUGAGACGGUGGCUCAAAAGCAGAUCGGGGAUGAUAGUCGAGUCCUUUAUAAAAAAAGGCAUGUUAAGUCAAUACUCGCGUAUCUCGAAGUUUAUUGUUGCCGCUUUUCCGCGAUGCCAAUUACGAUCAAAACU